AUGGAAGAAGAUGGGAUUUCGCCAAAGAACGGGUCUUCUCAUCUAGGAACAGGGAAGGGCCUCUAUCCCGUGUGGGUGGUGACCCUCCUUGCUGUGGUGCUCAUCAUCACCAUUGCUGUGGACAUCUUUGGGAACCUUCUGGUGAUCCUGUCCGUCUACAAGAACAAGAAGCUGAGGAAAGCAGGGAAUGCCUUUGUGGUCAGCCUGGCGGUUGCAGACUUGUUGGCGGCUUUAUACCCCUACCCGCUCGCCCUGAUAGCCAUUUACCAUGGCGAGUGGGCCAUGGGCUACCUCCACUGCCAGGUCAGUGGCUUUCUAAUGGGCAUGAGCGUCAUGAGCUCCAUCUUCAACAUUGCGGGCAUCGCCAUUAACCGCUACUGCUACAUUUGCCACAGCCUAAAGUAUGACAGGCUUUUCUCUCUCCAGAACACUCUUUAUUAUGUGGGGCUCGUUUGGGCCCUUACCUUGCUGUCAAUCAUGCCAAACUUCUUUGUGGACUCCCUGAAGUACGAUCCGCGGGUGUAUUCUUGCACUUUUGCCCAAUCUGUCAGUCCCUUUUACACUAUCGUCGUGGUGGUGGUCCAUUUCUUCCUGCCCAUCACCAUUGUCAGCUACUGUUACCUGAGGAUCUGGAUACUGGUGUUCCAGGUCCGGCGGCGAGUCAAGCCAGACAUCCAACCCAAAAUAAAGCCCCAUGACUUCUGGAACUUCCUGACCAUGUUUAUGGUAUUUGUACUGUUUGCUAUCUGUUGGGCACCACUAAACUUCAUUGGCUUCAUGGUGGCCCUGAAACCAACGUUGGACAUCCCAGAAUGGCUUUUUACCACCAGCUACUUCAUGGCCUACUUUAACAGCUGCUUGAAUGCUGUGGUUUAUGGAGCACUGAAUCAAAAUUUCAGAAAGGAGUACAAGAGAAUCCUUUUCAGUCUGUGCCAGCUAGUUUGCCAAGCAGACUAAGAGAAAUCCACUGGAUCCAAAUGGGAUGAAAACCUUGGAUUUGAUGACACAGAGCUGGAUAAAUUGUACCAGAGUACUUUUAUAAACUGCAUGAAGCGAACUG
Messenger RNA from Varanus komodoensis (Komodo dragon), 1060 nucleotides. RefSeq names its product melatonin receptor type 1A-like. The coding region runs from base 1 to 957 and encodes 318 amino acids. Gene Ontology annotation, cellular component: membrane. The transcript is spliced from 2 exons. NCBI's taxonomy places the organism in Eukaryota, Metazoa, Chordata, Lepidosauria, Squamata, Varanidae. Gene Ontology annotation, biological process: G protein-coupled receptor signaling pathway. The record is from RefSeq and is a predicted model, not a curated record. Gene Ontology annotation, molecular function: melatonin receptor activity.